ACCAAUCAGGGACCGUGUUGUUGAGCGGUCGUUUCUCAGUAGAGAUGGUGGGCAUGAGCCUUCUCAGGUCUGUAGCUGCUUUUGCAGCCAGACGCAGUCCUCUGAAAUCUGGAAAUAAUGCCGCAAAUUUGCUCACUCGAGCAAUCCCGCGGACAGAUACAGUGGCCGUUCGUUGGGGUCAUGGAAAGAAGAAAAUGUUUACCAUCGGACCCAGUAAAUUCUAUGACACAAGAUUUAUGAACUUACUGUAUUUUUACACCCUGCUGACCGGCAUUCCUGUGGCUAUUAUUGUCACAUGUGUGAAUGUCUUCAUCGGUGAGGCAGAGCUGGUUGAAACUCCUGAGGGCUACGAACCUGAAUACUGGGAGUACUACAAGCACCCCAUCACCAGGUUCAUUGAACGGAACCUGUAUAAUACUCCCGUGAAAGACUACGAAAAGAUGAUGGCUAUUCUCCAAAUAGAAAAAGAGAAGGCAGACAUGAGACUGCAGCAGCUGGAGGUGCGACGACACAUGAGGGCAAAGGGAGACGGCCCCUGGUACCACUAUAACACCGCCGACAAGGAGCUCGUUGACAAAAGCCACAAGUCAUCACCUGACUACUAACCCAGAGGCGUCUGCCAUCAGUACAUCACGCUGUUCAAUCUCACUGUUUGUACAUUUUCCCCCGUAAAUAAAAUAUCUAUAAGGAA
Centropristis striata (black sea bass) is the source of this 691-nucleotide messenger RNA. It is a transcript of the gene ndufb5, whose product is annotated as NADH:ubiquinone oxidoreductase subunit B5. The coding region runs from base 45 to 605 and encodes 186 amino acids. NCBI's taxonomy places the organism in Eukaryota, Metazoa, Chordata, Actinopteri, Perciformes, Serranidae. The transcript has 6 exons. The record is from RefSeq and is a predicted model, not a curated record.